UGCAGCAUUACUUCUGGGCACCAAAUACGUCAUUGCACUGAGAAAGUAAGAAUUACCCGGCAUCAGCCAUCAGGUAUAGUAGGUAUGGUACUCGCAGCUCGCUACUUUGCUGACAUGCGCUGUGCGCGUGCGCAGGUAAGCGAGUACGUGAAACUUCCGCUAGGGGGGAAAUCGACAACACACAACACUUCGAGCGCCGGUGAAAAUUCUGAGCUUCAUGCGACUCAUCAGUGCAUAGGCGAACGUCGUAUGGCGUACCUGAUGUGUAAGCGUGCCAUACUGCAGAACAGUUUAGUUUUAUACUGACUUGAAAUACAGUUGUUUGGUGUAACGGUUUGAGUGACAAAUAUUGUUUUUUCAAAUAAACUUGUGUAAAGCGCACGAACAAAAUGACGAGCCAAGGAAAUCAUAAAAAAAGUCGUCCGUAUGUGAGAAUCAUCGAACAACCUGCCAAAGCUAUUAGAUUUCGAUAUGAACGCGAAGGAAGAGCUGCCGGGAAACUUGACGGAGAGAUGACUACGGAUCAUCAAAAGACAUAUCCUACGAUCAAGAUAGAAAACUACAAAGGUCCCGCUCAAGUAGUUGUAUCUUGCGUAUCGAAAGAUCCGCCUUACUAUCCUCAUCCCCACAAUCUCGUCAGCACUGGCAAGCAAGUCUCAAAUGGAAUUCGAAGCUUUAUAACCGACACCCAGGAAAUGAUCGUGCGAUUUCAGAAUCUCCGUAUACAAUGCGUCCCUCGCAAAAAUAUGGAAAGCUCGCUAGAGGUGAGAAAGUCGUUAGGAGUGGAUCCCUUCAAAACCGGAUUUGACCAGGAUCUAGACGAAAUCGACAUCUGCUCCAUCAGACUGUGCUUCCAAGUUUUUCUGGAAGGAAAAGAGAAAGGAAAAUUUAAUGUACCUCUGACGCCCGUUGUAUCCGAGCCGAUUCAGAACCGUCGAGCUAAAGCGGCGCCUUGGAUAGACUACAUAAGCCACAGAUCGGCAACUGCUGAUGGCGGAACCGAGAUGUGUAUACUCUGCGAAAAAGCGACAAGAGAGGACAUCGAAGUACGCUUUUAUAGACAGGAAAAUAACUGGGAGGCAAUAGCCGAGUUGAUACCGCCGAACGUUUACAAGCAGAUAGCAAUUGUAUUCAAAUCACCGAAGUACCCGGACACAGAAAUUUCGGAACCGGUGAUUGUAAUGGUACAGUUGCGACGCAUCUCCGAUGGUGAAAUGAGUGAUCCUCUUUCCUUUCGAAUCAUGCCGACAGAAAAAAAUGCACGCAAUCAGGCAAAAAGAAAACGGUCCUAUGAGAAAUUUGAGCUCGCUGAACAGAUCCAAGCUGAAGCUUUAAAAUUCGACGCGCAUCUUCUAGUCGGCCCAGAUGAUUCAUGGAUGCAGCCAGAAACGAAAAUUAAACCAGCGAAACCGUUUAUUCCCGUGGUAACCAUAAAAAACAACGAACUCAACGAAAUGAGGAAUCAAGCUCUCAUGCAGCCUGCAACUUUGGACAAUGAAUUGAAUAACAUCAAUAAUGUAGCAUUCGACUAUUCAAAUUACACCCAGAAAGCCCAAACAAACGGCGUGUAUGAACCGCACUAUUCGCUCAACAAGUCGCAACAAUGUCAAAACUCUGCGGAGCUUUAUUCGGAUACCCUUACUGACGAUAGCUGGAUCAAAGACAUAAUCAGCACACUAGAUCUGCAGGAAUUUUCACUACCGACGCCGCAGAUCGCUUCAAAAUGUACGGACAACUUUGCUUUCGAGCUAGCAACGAAAUGUAUGCAUUUCGAGCAAAUGACAGCACAAAAUAACUUUGCCAAUGACCAGCAAAUUUAUGUUAAUUCGAGGAAUCAAUGUAAACAGAGGCAAAUGGAUCAAAAUAUAAGCGAUUUGGCUGCAUCCGUUUCCGGAAACCUAUCCAACCUAAAUUUUGCUGAUCUUAUCAAGAUAGAUGAUAUGGAUAAUGUACUAGCGGAAACGAACAUCGAUAAAAUUUUCAAUCGGCUGCAGGACAUCGACUAUUUAACUCCUUUGAUGGAAGAGGAGAAUGUUGCACAGAAUAUAAAUCAACCAAUAGAGAUGCCAAUCGAGACUUUGAUACCCCCUCAUCUCUUAACAUAGGGAAGUCGGCACUUACAGCUCGCAUACAGAAAAGAGUUUAAAAAAUUUUGUAUCAUUUCGCCUAAGCUUAUAACUGAAUCAACACGUCUGAUACGUAAACUCGCGAUCAUACCGCACAAAACUGAUCUGCGCGAAAAGUUAAAAGCAAAGACAUAAUUGUAACGGUGAUAUUCCUAUGAGCAAACAAGAAAAACUAGCGGGUGUGCAGUAUAUCGAGUAACGGUACACUUCACGCGCGAUAAAUGAUAAUGUUAUAAAAAUGAGCCUCGCUGCUCAGCAGGUAUAUAUAUAUUCUUAUGGGAGGAGCCGUUGCCGCGCGCGCAAGCUGCAGGAAAGGUCGUCGCGGAAAAUACUUGCCUGCGCGCAUAUUACAUAGCCGAGAGGGGAAACGCUGAAAAGAGAGGAAUAAAAGAAGCGCAACGGGAGAGUGGACUUAUCCCAUAGGUAUACACACUACCUGCGCACUGCUCUCUGGCAACUUGUUCGUACUCGCUUACCUCAACCUCGUGCCUGCGAGGGGAGAAAAAUGCCGUAGGUGUGGAAUCCAGAGGCAUUCGCGCGCGUCCGCAAGAGAGUAUUUACCUUAAGCGUGUGAAAGGUUGCGGCCCACGGGCCUGAUCGGUGUGCAACUCAUGAUGCUUUCGUUAUUUUUAAUUGCAUCUAUAUACGAAUUUUCUGGGCGGUGCGUACUUUGAUAUUUUAAUAAUACAUUUGACACAGUUUAACGCAAAAGUAUACAUAUCCAGCUGCACAAUUAAAAUUUUGUUUAGACGGAACGUAAUGUGUGCACGCAUGUCUACUGAAAAUGAUCGUGUAAGAAGAGCUAAAAGUGCUGAAUUGGUUGCAUUAUUGAAUUAAAACCUGAUUGGUAAAAAUCGCAUAAGCCAUAUAGUUGAAACGAAUUAGUUUUCAUUGUAUUCGAUUGUAUUUGGUCAAUGUUUUGCUUUCUUUCUCGGAAGCCUAGUAAUAAGUAGUAAUUGUUUGAGUUUGUGUAAAAACAUAUAUAGGAAGUGUAUUUUAUACAUUUUUGUCGAGUGUGUGUGUGUGUGUGUGUCCGUUCGUCUAUAUUUUUCUUGCAAUCUAGAUAGUUCUUAUAAAGGCAAAAUUUGUAAUCAGUUAUUUUUACCCGAGCAUUGCAAGAAGGUGUAAAAUAUUUGGUUUAAAAAAAGGAGAAAUUAAGGCAUCAGUAUUGAAAACCGAUUGAUAAUGUAGGUACGUACAUUGCAUAAUGUACUAUGAUAUUAAAAAAAGAACCAAUAAACUGUUAAAACAAGA
Molecule: messenger RNA, 3380 nt
Organism: Nasonia vitripennis (jewel wasp)
Lineage: Eukaryota; Metazoa; Arthropoda; Insecta; Hymenoptera; Pteromalidae
Product: embryonic polarity protein dorsal
Exons: 12
Coding region: 390-2105 (571 amino acids)
Biological process (GO): innate immune response; canonical NF-kappaB signal transduction; cellular response to stress
Cellular component (GO): cytoplasm
Molecular function (GO): DNA-binding transcription factor activity; DNA binding
Source: RefSeq, a predicted model, not a curated record